Plutella xylostella (diamondback moth) is the source of this 3743-nucleotide messenger RNA. The record is from RefSeq and is a predicted model, not a curated record. Lineage: Eukaryota; Metazoa; Arthropoda; Insecta; Lepidoptera; Plutellidae.
CCCCUCAACAACCCACCUUAACCCACCAAGUCCCUAAACCUAAUCCCUUCAACCUACCCUCCUUAAUCUCCAAAUCCUAAAUCCUAUCCCCUCCCUUCCUACCACCAUGUUGAAAAUCUUACAAGCCAACCUCCAACACGCGAAGGCAUCCAGUGCCGUCGCGUGCAAGGUCCUCCAAGAGGAUGGACUGGACAUGGCUUUGUUACAAGAACCGUGGAUCCAUGGAAACACGGUACUGGGACUGACCGCUGCAGGAUUCUGCACUGAUGACCUAGUAGCGGCACAUGUAAUGCUGCCCGGCUGUGAGGGCAUGAAGCUCAUUGUUAGCUCGGCCUACCUGCCCGGGGAGCACACAGAUCCGUCGACGGCCCUCGCUCCACUGGUGGAGUACUGUGAGGACCAAAAUGCCCAGCUUGUGAUAGGGGCCGAUUGCAAUUCCCAUCACACAGCCUGGGGCAGUACGGAUACCAACAAGAGAGGUGAGAUCUUGUUCGACUUCCUCCUGACUAACAACCUAUUAACACUCAAUGAUGGCAACACACCAACUUUCGUCACACGCGCGCGUCAGGAGGUUCUAGAUGUAACAAUCUGCACAGGUCUACUUGAAAGACGUGCUUGCAACUGGCAUGUCUCGAAAGAGGCAUCCAUGUCUGAUCACAGACACAUACGAUUCGACAUUGCUCUCAUAGGGAAGAGCCAAGUGGAGACCUUCAGAAACCCGAAGGCUACAGACUGGGACGUUUAUCGACACCAAGUUUCGGAAAACCUAGGGGUUAUGAGAGGCUCCGUCAAAUCCACACAGCAACUCGAAUCAACAGUAGAGGAGCUCGGAAGGUGCAUGUUAGAUGCCUACGAGAACAGUUGCCCUCUAAAAACUAGAUGCUCUAACACUAAGGUCCCCUGGUGGAACUCUAACCUGGAGCAUCUAAGAAAAACAGCUCGGAAAGAAUUCAACAGGGCUAAAAUCACGAAGCAAUGGGAUUUGUAUAGGAAAGCCCUCACUGAAUUUAAUCGCGAGCUCCGGAAGGCGAAAAGGCAAUCUUGGAGGCGCUUCUGUGAAGAGGUAAAAAGUGCCCCUCAUGUUGCGAAAAUCAAAAAGAUUUUGUCUAAAUCGCCUUCCGCUAAUCUGGGACUGCUUAAAAGACCAGAUGGGACCUUUACUGAAUCCCCAGAGGAGACUCUAAGGCUGCUUGCACAGACCCACUUUCCUGGAUCGCUGGAUGGGCACAGUGAUGCACAUGCAGGGCAGCAGCCUACCAAAAUUAGGCCAAGUAAUGAGGACUGGAGAAAAGCCUCACAGGUCUUCACUCCUAACCGUGUUAGAUGGGCAAUCAAAAGCUUCAUGCCCUUUAAAACCGGGGGAGAGGAUAAUAUAUUUCCAGCACUACUACAAGAAGCAUGUGAUAUUAUCCUUCCAAUUGUGGUAAAAAUCUUCAGAGCUUCUUAUGCCUGGGGAUACAUGCCACACCUAUGGACUAGGGUGAGGGUGACCUUUAUCCCCAAAACGGGAAAUAGAGACAAGUCCCUACCUAAGUCCUAUAGACCCAUAAGUCUCACCUCCUUCAUGCUCAAGGCUAUGGAAAAGGUGAUCAAUCUUCACAUUAGAACGGGCUACCUCACACAAAACCCACUGCAUGUGAAGCAGCACGCCUAUCAAAAGGGCAAAUCUACGGAAACUGCCCUUAUUGAACUUACUGAUAGGAUUGAGAAAGCACUAGAGGACAAAGAAAUUGCCCUCUGUGCUUUUCUAGAUGUAGAGGGCGCUUUUGAUAACACCUCGACGAAUGUCAUUCUCAAAUGUAUGAGGGACAAAAACAUCGAUAACACAACACUAACGUGGGUAGAAUCGAUGUUAACCAACAGGACUGUUAAAACAACACUCCUGGACAAGAGCAUUGAGGUUAAAAUAACAAGAGGAUGUCCCCAAGGCGGCGUACUAUCGCCCCUGGAGUGGUCCAUUGUUGUCGACACCCUGCUCUGCGAGCUCAAUGAAGCUCGCUUCGACACUCAGGGCUACGCUGAUGAUCUCGUUAUAACCAUCGUAGGCAAAAGCGCCAGCACGAUUUCAGAUCUGAUGCAAAGAGCCCUAAGGAUGGUAGAGCGCUGGUGCAGGGAGUAUGAACUCUCUGUAAAUGCCAGCAAAACCAUAAUUGUACCGUUCACCCGAAGAAGGAUCCUAGAUGGUCUGAGACCACCUGAUUUCUUUGGGGAAACGGUAAACUUCUCCAAAGAAGCCAAAUAUCUUGGUGUAAUCCUAGAUCAGAAGCUGACUUGGAAUCAACAUCUGCAGUACAUAGCCCAGAAAGCUAAAUGCGCUAUGGGAUCGUGCUGUAGACUAGUUGGGAAAAAAUGGGGCCUAAAGCCGAAGUUAACUCUUUGGCUAUACGAAGCCGUAGUGAGACCUAUGGUAACAUACGGCUGCGUAGUAUGGCACAGGAAAACCCAACAAAAAACCUGUCAAGAUGUAUUAAGUAGUCUUCAAAGGUUAGCGUGUCUGAUGGCCACUGGAGCUAUAAGGUCCACUCCGACAGCAGCGAUGGAAGCCAUGCUGAAUCUUAGCCCUUUACACAUACAUGUGCAGAAAGAGGCUCGAUCAGCUAUGCUACGGGCUGCUGAAGGAGGCAGGAACCGAUGGCACUCGGCUGUGUUCAGCUCGCUCCACCGAGAGCUUCUCAGUACCCAUGCCAUGGCGAUGCCUUCCGACGCUAUGGAAACGGAGUACUGUUUUUCAAGGCUCUUUUCAGUUGAGAUACCAGAAAGGGAGAAGUGGAAUGAUGAUAAGGCCCUUCAAACUUUCCGGUCGGGAGACAUCGUGUGGUACACCGAUGGAUCCAAAAAGGAAGGCCUGGCAGGUUCAGGCAUUUACGGAGAAAGGCCAAGAGCACGCAAAUAUGCGAGCCUGGGAAGGUUUGCCUCCGUAUUCCAAGCCGAGAUAUAUGCCAUCAUUGGAUGUGCAUACGAAAACCUGGACAGGGCCUUCACUCGGAGGAAUAUAUUUAUUCUGUCAGACAGCCAAGCUGCUCUUAAAGCAUUGACUUCUGCAGAAGUUAACUCCAAACUUAUAAUGGAGUGCAUCCUCAUCCUGAACAAAAUUGGCGCUAACAACAGAGUGACCCUGCGAUGGGUGCCCGGGCAUUGUGGCAUCAAUGGCAAUGAGGAAGCAGAUGAGCUCGCACGUCUGGGAGCAGAAAGCCUACCGUUGGGCCCCGAGCCCAUCAUCGGGCUACCAAAAUGCACCAGUCGUCGCGAGAUCAAGGACUGGGCACAUAACCAAAGCUUAGAAGCUUGGAAUAAUGUACCAGGGCAACAUCAUGCAAGAGCCCUAAUCGUGGGCUAUUCACAGAAAUUUACGCGUCGAGUUUUGGAGCUCACACGCAACCAGAUAAGGGUUUUGACAAGAACCUUAUCAGGUCACUGUAGGUUGAACCGUCACCUACAUAAAAUGGGUCUGUCCGACACUCCAAUUUGUAGAUUCUGCAAUGAAGAGGACGAAACGCCCAUGCAUAUUCUCUGUGAAUGUGAGGCCAUCAUUCACAAGAGAAACAGAAUCUUGGGCGGCUACAAAUUAGCCCCCAUAGAUGUCAGGUCUCUCCCUCCCGGUAAAAUCAUCAGGUUUAUAAAAGACCUGGGCCUGGAGAGUGAGAUUUGACUCGGCAAGGGGAGUCACAAUAGAUCUUUUAGGUCGCAGUGGCGAAUGGGCACUGGUUGCCCUCCCCUUUUCUAUAACUAUAACUAUAUAACUA